CUUCUGAGCAUGCGCAAUCGGUGUAAACAGGAAGAAGCUGCGAAAACAGGGAAAAUCUAGAAGACGAAUAUAUAUUCAACGGGGAAAAAAAUCAUAAUGUUCAUUGAUUACUCGUAAUUUUAUUAUUUUAGUGCACGAAUAUGUCAACGAAUAUUAUUCUGAAUUAAGUAUUUUAGCACAGCGGUACACGACGAUAGUCAGCAACGUUACAUUAGAUAGACCUUUUCUUUAUUUUUUUUACAGAUUGGCAACUAACUGAAGCUAGUAGCUUUCGUUUCGUUUUACUAGAAAAUAGUUUGCAAGAAUCUAAUUUGGACAGACAAGUCGAGCAAUAUUUUUUCACACCUGCGGCCUGUGAACAACGCCGGGGAUUGUCAGUAAACUAACGUUACACGGUUCAUUUCCCCUCUCCUUUCAAGUCGUCCGGAUGGCCUGCUAACCUAUUGUCGGAGUUUCGGGUCAGACUCCCCUCGUCCAAGCACGUUUUUUCCCCUAAACCCUGUCUGUUGCUAGCUACGAUAACAGACAGUCUAUAGAAAUGGUUCAGAAAGGUAAGGCGGUGGUGGGGACGUCUCAAGUGGAGGUUGAGGCGAGCCCAAGCUCGGGGCCGUCUGAGGCUGGUUCAGAUGCCCCUGGCUCAGUGGAAGAACCGAGAAGCAUCGGGGUGGAACUAUCGGUCCGCAGGAAAUUCAUCAGUGGAGUCGUGGAGGGCUUCUAUGGCCGGCCAUGGACAAUGGAACAAAGGAAAGAGCUGUUCAGGAGACAGCAGAAAUGGGGCUUGAACACAUACCUCUACGCGCCUAAAGAUGACUACAAACACAGGAUGUUCUGGAGAGAGAUGUACUCAGUAGAAGAAGCAGAACAACUGAUGACCCUGAUUAGUGCUGCAAAGGAGUAUGGGACCGAGUUCAUCUAUGCCAUCUCCCCAGGCCUAGACAUCACCUUCUCUAACCAGAAAGAAGUGUCCACACUCAAGAGAAAACUGGACCAGGUAACUCACUUUGGCUGCAAGUCAUUUGCCUUACUGUUUGACGACAUCGACCACAACAUGUGCCCCGCCGACAAGGAAGUGUUCAGCUCCUUCGCCCAUGCCCAGGUGUCCAUCACCAAUGAGAUCUUUCAGUACCUGGGAGAGCCUGAGACCUUCCUCUUCUGCCCCACAGAGUACUGUGGAACGUUCUGUUACCCCAAUGUGGCCCAAUCUCCCUACCUGCACACAGUGGGAGAGAAGCUGCUGCCUGGUAUUGAAGUGCUGUGGACAGGUCCUAAGGUGGUAUCCAAAGACAUUACAGUGGAGUCCAUAGAGGAGGUCUCUAAGAUCCUGAAGAGAGCUCCGGUAAUCUGGGACAAUAUCCAUGCCAACGACUACGACCAGAAGCGUCUGUUCCUGGGGCCGUACAAGGGGCGCUCCACAGAGCUCAUCCCCCGCCUCAAGGGGGUUCUCACCAACCCCAACUGUGAGUUUGAGUCCAACUUUGUGGCCAUCCACACCCUGGCCACCUGGUACAAGUCCAACAUGAACGGAGUGCGCAAGGAUGUUGCCAUGACGGAUGGAGAGGACAGUACCGUGUCUAUCCAGAUCAAGCUGGAGAAUGAGGGCAGUGAUGAGGAGUUAGAGACCGACAUGUUGUACAGCCCUCAGCUGGCCCUGAAACUGGCCCUCACAGAGUGGCUGGGGGAGUUUGUAGUGCCUCACCAGUACAACAGUCGCCAGGUACCCCACAGCGGAGCUAAGAGUUCAGCUAUUGACGUGUCAUCACUAGGUGCCUCCUCCCUCUGCUCUGCUACUACAGUCACUACAGUGUUCCAACAGCCCAUCAUGACCCCCACAGGCGCCCCUGACCCCAACAACCACCCCAUGGCCAAGAGACUGCAACAACAAGAGGUGGAGGAGGUGGAUGUUGAGAAGAAGGAGUCUGAUGAAGAGCCCAUGGAGAUGGUUGUGGAGAAACCAGAUGAAACUGACCCAGAGUCAGACCCUGUAGCGGAGGCUGCAAAUGAGACCAAGAGCAGCCUGGUCCUUAUAGACAAGAUGGCAGAGGAUCUGAAGCCCAUGGACACAGACAGGGAAGUCCUGGUUCCUGAGUCCAAGUCUCCAGAGGAGGACAUUGACAUGGCCCCCAUGCAGACAGACGAACAGAUCAAACAGGAUGUCUUUGUACCUGGUCCCAAUGAGAAGGCAUUGUACACGGCAGAGCCUCUCUCUCUGGAGGACCUGACCCUGCUAGCUGAGCUCUUCUACCUGCCCUAUGAAUACGGACCCAAAGCCCUGCACAUGCUCAAGGAGUUCAACUGGCUACGGGCCAAUAGCAGCACCGUCAGCGUCAACUGCGAGGGCAAGGAACCAGAGAAGGUUGCGGAGUGGAAGUGCCGGGCUGAGAAGUUUGAGGAGAUGUGCUGCUCGGUCAUCCAGAUGUUCACCAGGCUCUCUAAUUCAGCCAACCGCACCAUCCUCUACGACCUCUACCCCUACAUCUGGGACAUCAAGAGCAUCACCUCCAUGGUCAAGUCCUUUGUCCAGUGGCUAGGGUGCCGUAGUCAGGCCACUGCACAGUUCCUUAGUGGAGACCAAGAGCCUUGGGCCUUUAGGGGCGGUCUAGCAGGAGAGUUCCAGAGAUUGUUGCCAAUCGACGGGGCAAAUGAUCUUUUCUUCCAGCCUCCUCCCGCACUGCCAACAUCCAAAAUCUAUUCCAUCAGGCCCUACUAUGCUAAAGAUGAGCAUGCAGUUUAUAAGAUCUGCAGAGAGAUGUACUCUGAAGGUGUGGAGGAACUGCCCUUCUCUGGAGAGGAGCCAGACCUCAUAGGCGACAGGUUAGUAGGAGGGUUCCUGAACCUGAGUCCAGACUAUGGGUUUGUCUUGGAGGACGAGGAGGGGAUCUGUGGUUACGCUCUGGGCACUGUGGACGUCAAGCCCUUUGUCAAGAAGUGUAAAAUGAGCUGGAUCCCCUCCAUGCAGGAGAAAUACAACAAGCCCGACUGCCAGAAGGACCUCUCUGAGGCUGAGAAGAUGAUGUUGAGUUUCCAUGAGGAGGAGGAGGGCCUCCCAGAGUCAUUCCUCUCCAACUUCCCGUCCCUCAUCAAAGUGGACAUACAUGCCAAGGUCACCGACCCCAGCGUGGCCAAGAGCAUGAUGGGAUGCCUGCUCUCCUCCCUAAAGGCCAAUGGUUCCAUUGGUGCGUUCUGUGAGGUGCGUCAGGCAGACAAGAGGAUGAUGGACUUCUACAGUAAGCUUGGCUGCUUCGAGGUUGCCAAGAUGGAGGGCUUCCCCAAAGACAUAAUCAUCAUGGGCCGCAGCCUUUGAGAACAACUACGAGAUCAUCAACACGGGACGCAGCUUCUGAGACAGUUGACACCCUGGCUAACCAAGCAACCAUGGAGCUGUAUAGAAAGCUUAAGUCAGCCAGGCUAAGGAUCACUGUCUGUUACCUUUACAAAACAACCAAUACUUGAUGAUUUUAUACUUCAACCACCUGGACUAGAGGCAGCCUGUUUUUAGACCGUGUUCAGAAACAUCGCAUCUUGUACAGAUUCACUGUGCUGCCGCUAAAGGCCCAGAGCUCUGCCGGAUUGAAACAGAAUCCGAAACUGUUAAGAGCCACAGAGGUUAUCUGUAAAGCCCUGUGUGUGUUGAUUUGAGCCAAGAUGGCAGACGGUUUCCCUCUGUCUUUGGUCUCCAGAAUGGAGGUGAUGACUGUUCCCCAUGCGGCUGCAGGAAGUAGGAGCUGGUCAGGUGCCAUCCACUCCCAUUAGCCUUUCAGACCAUUCGACUUGACUGUCAGUAGCCCCGAGUGGGGGGUCUGUCUGUGUCUCACGCAGACACAGUCAGGGGGUGUAUUGAGAUAUUACUCCAUCUGAAAUUGCACCGUAUUCCCCGUAUUCCCCAUGUAACACAUUACUUUUGUCUGGUUAAAGGUAGUGCAGUGUAUAGAGAAUAUGGAGUUAUUUGAGACUUGGUAGUAUAUUCUGACACUACACCCUAGUAUAGGCCUAGCUGACGGGGUGCUGGUUGGGGAAAAGGGGCCUUUAAAGUAUAUUACAGUUUUCUCCUGCACCACCUCUUCACAGGUGGUCCUCCUAGCUAACAGAGUGGAAAGUGGUUUAUGAUUCCACCUAUACUGUUUUCUAGUGUGUCCAUUUCACUCUUGAGUUUGAACAAUUCUCUUUCUGGUGCGUUAGAUUCCUCAAUAGUUUACCUAACCAUGACAGACAUGCAGAUGAAAUCAUAUGUUUGAGUGUUGGAGGAAACUUCUGAAGAUUUAAGUAACGAGUUGUUUGCUUGAAACCCACCUGAGUAGAACCUUGAAGAAAGAGAAAGGAAUAUGUGGAAGUUGUCACUUAUGUUAUGGUUUGUCUAUUCCCUUAACCCUUUGCUUUUGGCCAUGCUUUUUUACUAGGGAUGAAACGAUUUACCCAAUACGCAUCGGUCCCCGAUUUGAAAUGUUUUAAGAUAUAAGUGCACCGGUCCAUGGACACCAAACCGAUCCAAAUGUAGCAUGCAUCGGUCAGAAAACGAUUUAAACGUUACAAAUUGCCAGUUCACCAAAAUGUUUUGCUCAUUACUUUCUCAAUACAUCUCAACUUUUGUGUCAAUGUCGAACUGCAUGUAACUGUUGACAGUCAUUGAUCUACAAGGCGUUUUUGCAUGUCGAACAACCCCAGGCAAUAUCAGUAGCCUAGUCAAACUGAUACCCUUUACAGACAGACUUCUUUUUUAAUAUUUUUUUUAACAGGCACUGUUUUUUAGGACCCAAUUCAUAGUCACAUUCUUGCCAGGAUAAGCCUUUGUUUGUUAUAUCUCCCGUGCACAUGCCGGCAAGUGUGGGAGUAGACGUGGGGCCAAUGUGGGUGGACAUCCUAUUUUAAUAAAUCCAUUAUUAAUUCAUUUUAGGCUGGACCUAAGAAACACAACUCAUUUUUCCCCCAAAAAAUAGAAUGCCAUGUAUUGAGUUUAAUUAUGUUACUGGUCUGUGUGACCUAUAUGGCUGCAGCAUGCACGUGAAAUCAAUAUUUAUUUUGUUAAUUAAACAGAAAAAACAUACUUGGGCUACAUUAUUGCAUGCUAAAUGUUUCUGAUCAGUGAUGGAUGAGCAAACCGAUCGAUGAGCUAUACCACCUCCACUUAUUUUCCCAGACAGAGAAUUAACAAAAUAUACAGACAAGAGAUUCAGUGAAACAAAAUCACAUUGAUUAAGACAAGUCAGAGGCUUUUGGUCGGGAGUAGGCCUAGGCUACUAAGUGACUGCCAGUGAAGAGCAAAAUAAUCCACUUGUUAAGCUACAUAACAUGCUGGCAAAAUGUUCUGAUCACUGCUAAUAAAUGUGCCAACCAGACAAGAUGAUCAUGAGCAGCACUCACCUCAACUUAGCUAACAUUACCACAGCCUAAUUGUAGUCUUACCAAUGUCCAAACAGAGGUUCGGUGAAAAGAAAAAUCUGACAUUGAUUUAUCAAGACCCCAUGCUUGUCUCAAAGCGGUGCUGAAAUAGUUGACCACACGCAGGAAGGCCACUGCGUCAAUCAAAUGUAUUAUAACAGUUGGAUGACUGGGAGUUUCAGUAAGCAACAAUUUGAUGCCUUCAAUUGGAUUGGCCUACUUUAUUCCAAUAUUUUUGUCAUUCGGUGAUGUCUAUUCCAACGAUAAUUCUUUAUGGAGCCAUCCAGUUAUAGUUAAGAAAAGUGUGUAUAUGGUGGGCUACGCGAAGAUGGGUGAAGUGACAUGUCUCGCCAAGUUUAGAACUGCCAGGAUGAUAGUAGUAACUGGUGGUGCCUAGCAACCAUCAAGACCUUAAGAGCGUGCCAAUGCCGCCUCAGCAUUACGGCUACAUUUCAUACUAAGCCGUAGGCAGAACUGUACCGCAACCAAGUCGCCAGCAAUACCUUUCAUAUAUAAAGAGAAGUCGGCAAAAGUUAUCGGGAUGCUAAAUCAAAAAAGAGGAUAAGAUCUUAGUUUGGAAGGUGUAUGAGAAGGGUGCAAUUGCUGCUUGCAAUUCGUGGUGUUCCUGUAUGUGGAUAUUCAUGCAUCUGCAUAUUCAGGAUAAGAAUGGCCACAUUCAGGAAUGCCCCAAAUUCAGGCUGCAUUCACACACUGUUGGUCAAACUGAGCACAGUGCCCAGUUUUGCACGCUGACCAACACAAGGUAGGCGACCUGUUCCUGCUCUUGCACAUCUGUGCGGCACCUUCAGCAUGCAAAUGCUAAAAUGGCUUGCAUGAUAUCAAGCUUUAUUAGUUGAGUGACAACCUAUGUAAUUUGCAAAGUUAUUGCUAUCUAUGUGAUGUUGAAAAUUGUGUUUUACCAGAAUAAAAGUAAGCUACCAGAGACAACUCAUCUGGCUAUACCUGCUGAACAGGGCUUACACUACAUUGUUUUGAUUAUUCAGGUUCACCAUCAGCAAUAGUUUUGAUAGUUUUGCUUUAAACAAUCCGUGUAGAUGGUCAUUUUUAGAUAUACAGGGUAAAUUUGAUAAUUUCAUGACAAGGAUACCAAUCACUUUUGCGAGGCGCACUGCAUGGUCCACACGAGGAUAUCACUCCAUAACUUCCAAACGGUCAAAACCAUUCAAUUUAGAAAAAAGAGUUGUGCUAUAUAUUCAUUGCCUAGGUCAUAACUAAUUUGUGAACAAUAAAUAUUGAUACUUUGCUAGCUCAAACACUUCAUCUGCACAAUUUCACAAUUUUGAUUUCAGAAUCAGUGGGGGGACAAAAAACUGAUAAUGGGGUGGUAGAUGCCGAGCCUCCCUUAUGGCUCAUCUCAGGUGCCUGCAUAGUACAUACACCGCAUAGAAAGAAAUAAUUUACACGAGCACACACAUACAGAGGCCCAGCUCAUUAGCUCCAUCAACAGCAGAUUUGAAUUUAGAAUGGAAAAUGAAUGUGUUUAUGCAACAAAUGUUAGUGCAUCGCCUCGACCGAAUCGCAUCGAUUCCUUUUCUAAUCAAACCUAAUGGCACAGAAAUGUUUCAAACUAAAACGUAUCGUUCCUGUAUCGUAUCUAUACGUAUAGAAUCGUCUUUAAAAGGAAAGAUGCGCAUCCCUAUUUUUUACAGUAUGUUUAUAUUGCUUUUGUAUUGCCUUUUGGCUCAUUGCCUUUCUAUAUGAUUUUUCUACCUGUGGAUAUCUCCAAGGGGCCUAUUGCCCUGUACUGUAGCUCACAGGUGAUUAUCAUGCACUCUUAUCUACUGUCAAUCCACCUGACAUAUACAUAAGGGGACUUGAAUGGGUGGGUUCAUUUUAGCUUACUUGGUGCCCAGGGUGGGCUGAGUUUUGACAUUUAAUUACCAUGGAAUAGUCUACCUUCCGGUACCCCAGGCAAGCUAAAAAUGAAUGCACCUUGCCUCAACGGUGGGCCAUCUGCUCUGAAAGGUCUCUAGAUUCAGUUACAAAUCCAGUGCUCUGGCUCUUAAGCCAAGAGAGAUGAGCCAAAUCUUAAUGUUAGAAAAUGUGAAAAUAGGACGGAACAGUUUGCAGAUGCUUUAGCGCUCCCACUAUAAUACAGCUGCUCUAUUUCCCAACUUCCUAUGAUGUGCUGAGGAAAGCUAACCACUAACCAGAAUCUUAUCCAGGACAGCAUGGUCAGUUAGAAAUAUACUGUGUAGAACAGACGCGAUUCAAUGCAAAGCAGAAUGAGGAACCAUGUCGGCUCUGUACGCCACAUUUCUAUCGGCAACGUCCUACAACAUUGCACCCACUUGAAUACCAUUGCUGCCCUUCUCCCAGUUAGGGUUGUUAAGCUAGAGUGACAUUGACUGACUACCUUCACUGGCCCUGGCUGUGUCAAGAGAAAUGGAGGGAGUGAUAUACUAUACCUAGGCCUUUUGUAUCUACGUAUGUGUUAAAUGUUUUAUACUCAGUGUUUCUCAUUUUGCUGUUUUUGUUCAUGUAAAGCACUUUGAUCCUAACAUGAAGCCUUCUUUUUGUAACAGGAGGAUCAGCCGUAGCUCAUGUUGUUGCUUUGUCCUAGCUGCCUGCCAAUGUGAUGUUUUGAUACUGCUACAUACAGUACAUCUGUGCUAUGCAUGAUGCUUAUUAGAUUUGUUUGGUUUAGCAAACAGAAAAAAAAUCACAUCCAUAUUACAGUCUAGUUCACCGGGGGGGGGGUUGAUAGCUUGAUGCCCUUCCUCAACCUAUGACGUCACCGCAGACAAGAUACAAGUCAAUUAAAAGGAAUAGUGGGAAAAGAUGACAAGUAUUUUUGUUAACAAAAAUGAGCUUUCUGAUUUGUCAUUUCUCAAUGAGCACAAGCCUGAAUCAGUUCAAACAUUUUAAACACUAGUUAGAUUGAAGCAUAUUAGUCUGCUCUAUUCAACACGUCACCCUCCGUACUAUAUUAUUCUGUGGUGGUCAAGUAAAUUUCCCAGAGAGAAUAGGAACAUGUAUCCUCCCAGUUCUCCACUGAUAUUGAAGGAUUCACUUUUCCAUAACGUCUGACAUUUUAUCAUUGCUUGUGCUAUUGUGACGACUGCUUUUUUUUCUGCCUCCUGAUUUUGAAAGUAUAGCUGCAGUUGGAAGGGAUUAUUGUAGGCCUGCAUUUGAUGAUACAUACAUAGGAACAUAGUUUUUUUUGAGGGGGAUGUUUACUGAAACUCAUUUCUGUAAAAUGUGUAUGUAAAAGAAAUGGUUUAUAAUAUUAAUAAACAAUUUAAAAAGUG
Oncorhynchus nerka (sockeye salmon) is the source of this 8645-nucleotide messenger RNA. RefSeq names its product protein O-GlcNAcase. The transcript is spliced from 18 exons. Gene Ontology annotation, molecular function: beta-N-acetylglucosaminidase activity. Lineage: Eukaryota; Metazoa; Chordata; Actinopteri; Salmoniformes; Salmonidae. The record is from RefSeq and is a predicted model, not a curated record. Gene Ontology annotation, biological process: glycoprotein metabolic process. Bases 539 to 3301 code for a protein of 920 amino acids.